Molecule: messenger RNA, 1138 nt
Organism: Callorhinchus milii (elephant shark)
Lineage: Eukaryota; Metazoa; Chordata; Chondrichthyes; Chimaeriformes; Callorhinchidae
Gene: sar1b
Product: secretion associated, Ras related GTPase 1B
Exons: 7
Coding region: 50-658 (202 amino acids)
Biological process (GO): endoplasmic reticulum to Golgi vesicle-mediated transport; intracellular protein transport; vesicle organization
Cellular component (GO): COPII vesicle coat; endoplasmic reticulum exit site
Molecular function (GO): GTP binding; GTPase activity
Source: RefSeq, a predicted model, not a curated record
CCCCCGGCCUCCUCCUCCUCACGCUUCCCGGACUCCCUAAGACCCGGAUAUGUCCUCCUUUUUAGUAUGGAUUUACAGCGGUUUAACAAGUGGUGUCAGUAGCGUACUUCAGUUUUUAGGACUGUACAAGAAAUCAGGAAAAUUAGUAUUUCUUGGACUGGAUAAUGCUGGAAAGACCACCCUAUUGCACAUGCUCAAAGAUGACAGACUAGGGCAACAUGUGCCAACAUUACAUCCUACUUCAGAAGAACUGACGAUUGCUGGGAUGACGUUCACCACUUUUGAUCUUGGUGGCCACGCACAGGCCCGCAGAGUAUGGAAAAACUACCUCCCUGCCAUCAACGGUAUUGUCUUCCUGGUCGACUGUGCUGAUUGUGAACGUCUGGCAGAAUCCAAAGCAGAGCUCGAUGCACUAAUGACAGAUGAAACUGUCGGUAAUGUGCCUGUUCUCAUCCUCGGUAACAAGAUUGACCGGCCCGAAGCAAUCAGUGAGGAGAGGUUCAGAGAGCUGUUUGGACUGUAUGGACAGACAACGGGAAAAGGAAACGUUUCCCUGAAGGAGCUGAAUGCCCGACCGCUAGAGGUUUUCAUGUGCAGCGUCCUAAAGAGACAGGGAUACGGCGAAGGUUUCCGCUGGUUGGCUCAGUACAUCGAGUGAAGCUCAAUUGAGAAAAGUGAUCUGGCAAACGGUUGAAAUUGGCCCGCACACACCAACAUACAACAACUUGAAUCUAAUAGACUUUUUCUGGGUAAAUGUUUGGUUACAAAAGUUUGACGUUUUUUCUAGAAGAAUAACCAUAGCAUUGGCUGUGCUAAAAAAAAAAAUUCAUCCGUAUGUAUGAAGCCUAAAAAAAAGAAAGUUCUUACAGCAAUUUGUAUGUUUGAAGUGGCAGACACGGUAACUCUCUAAUUUCAAUGGAUAAGAUAUUAUUUUGUUCUUAUUUUUGAUUUGUAACAUUAUCAAACCAUCAAUCUGUACAGUUUUGGACAGAGUGUACUUGGAGGGAAAAAGCAUCUGAAUGCACUUUUUAACAGGAAAGAAACGUACAUAUGAACGGUAUUUAAUGAUCAUGUAAAAUUUUUAUGUACUAUUUUUGAAAUUGUUCAGUUCAAUAAAUUUAGAAUGUGUAACCACCUA